AUGCAACCUAUGGUCAUGCAGGGAUGCCCUUACACCUUCCCACGAUGUCAUGAGUGGCCAGCUACUGACCAUUUCCAUCAUAGCAGCAGCCUCCGAAGCACCUGCCCCCAGCUUCAGGUUAGAGCUGCUGCCAUCUCCCCUGUACCUCCUCAGGAUGGUGCUGGGGUUUUCUGCCUAAGCACAAAGCUGUUCAAUGGGUCUGUUGGUACCUCUGGACCCCUGGAACCAUCAGCCAUGAAUCUGUGUUGGAAUGAAAUCAAGAAGAAAUCUCACAACCUCCGUGCUCGCCUAGAGGCCUUCUCAGACCAUAGUGGAAAGCUUCAGCUCCCUCUCCAAGAGAUUAUUGACUGGCUCAGCCAAAAGGAUGAGGAAUUGUCAGCCCAGCUGCCCCUACAAGGGGAUGUGGCCCUGGUACAACAGGAAAAGGAGACACAUGCGGCAUUUAUGGAAGAUGUGAAGUCUCGGGGCCCCUAUAUCUACUCUGUGCUAGAGUCAGCUCAGGACUUUCUGUCCCAGCACCCAUUUGAGGAAUUAGAGGAGCCUCGUUUGGAGAGCAAAGAUACCUCUCCCAGACAGCGGAUCCAGAAUCUUAGUCGCUUUGUAUGGAAGCAGGCGACAGUGGCCAGCGAACUAUGGGAGAAGCUAACAGCCCGCUGUGUGGACCAACACCGCCACAUUGAGCGCACUCUGGAGCAGCUGUUGGAGAUCCAAGGGGCAAUGGAGGAAUUAAGCACUACUCUGACUCAGGCUGAGGGAGUCCGAGCCACUUGGGAGCCCAUUGGGGAUCUCUUCAUUGAUUCACUCCCUGACCACAUCCAAGCUCUUAAGCUAUUCAAAGAAGAAUUAUCCCCCAUGAAAGAUGGAGUGAAGUUGGUUAAUGAUCUGGCCCAUCAACUUGCCAUUUCUGAUGUUCACUUGUCAAUGGAGAACUCCCGGGCCCUGGAGCAGAUCAACAUCCGAUGGAAACAGCUGCAGGUAUCAGUUGGUGAGAGACUUAAGCAGCUCCAGGAUGCCCACAGGGACUUUGGACCUGGAUCACAGCACUUCCUCUCCUCUUCUGUCCAGGUUCCCUGGGAAAGAGCAAUCUCACCCAAUAAAGUUCCCUACUACAUCAACCACCAGGCUCAGACCACAUGCUGGGACCAUCCCAAGAUGACCGAGUUAUACCAAACCCUGGCUGAUCUGAACAACAUUAAGUUCUCAGCCUACCGUACUGCCAUGAAGCUACGCAGAGUUCAAAAAGCACUACGCUUGGACCUGGUCACUUUAACCACAGCUUUGGAGAUCUUUAAUGAGCAUGAUCUUCAGGCCAGUGAGCAUGUGAUGGAUGUGGUGGAGGUCAUUCAUUGCCUGACUGCCUUAUAUGAACGGCUGGAGGAGGAAAGAGGCAUCCUGGUCAACGUGCCACUCUGUGUGGACAUGAGUCUCAAUUGGCUCCUCAAUGUUUUUGAUAGUGGUCGCAGUGGAAAGAUGCGGGCAUUGUCCUUUAAGACUGGCAUUGCAUGCCUGUGUGGCACAGAAGUGAAGGAAAAACUGGAGUACCUCUUCAGUCAAGUAGCCAACUCAGGCAGCCAGUGUGACCAACGCCACCUUGGUGUCCUGCUUCAUGAGGCCAUUCAGGUGCCCCGUCAGCUGGGGGAAGUGGCAGCCUUUGGAGGCAGCAAUGUGGAGCCCAGUGUCCGUAGCUGCUUCCGUUUUAGCACUGGGAAGCCAGUCAUUGAAGCUUCGCAGUUCUUGGAAUGGGUCAACUUAGAGCCCCAAUCCAUGGUGUGGCUGGCUGUUCUGCAUCGGGUCACCAUUGCUGAGCAAGUGAAACAUCAGACCAAGUGCUCUAUCUGUAGACAGUGCCCCAUCAAGGGCUUCAGGUACCGGAGUCUGAAACAAUUUAAUGUGGACAUCUGCCAGACCUGCUUCUUGACAGGCAAGGCCAGCAAAGGCAACAAGCUGCACUAUCCCAUCAUGGAGUAUUACACCCCGACCACAUCCAGUGAGAACAUGAGAGACUUUGCCACAACCUUAAAGAACAAAUUCCGCUCAAAGCAUUAUUUCAGCAAACACCCUCAGCGAGGUUAUCUGCCUGUGCAAUCAGUGCUGGAGGUCGAGUACAGUGAGACGCCGGCUUCUUCCCCGAGGUUGCCACAUGCUGACACACACUCCCGCAUUGAGCAUUUCGCCAGCAGGCUUGCUGAGAUGGAAAAUCAAAAUUGCUCCUUCUUUAAUGACAGCCUGUCCCCAGAUGACAGCAUAGACGAGGAUCAGUACCUGCUGCGGCACUCCAGCCCCAUUACAGACCGGGAGCCAGGCUUCGGACCGCAGGUUCCAUGCAGCAUGGCCACAGAAAGCAAGGGGGAGCUAGAGAAGGUCCUGGCCCACUUAGAGGAUGAGAACCGGAUUCUCCAAGGAGAGCUGAGGCGCCUGAAGUGGCAGCAUGAGGAGGCUGCUGAGGCACCCACCCUGGCUGAAGGCUCUGCUGAGGUGGCACAGGACCACCGCAAUGAGGAGCUUCUGGCUGAGGCCCGGAUCCUUCGGCAGCACAAAAGCCGCCUGGAGACACGCAUGCAGAUCCUUGAAGACCACAACAAGCAGCUAGAGUCCCAGCUGCAGCGCUUAAGGGAACUGCUUCUGCAGCCACAGAAUGAAUCAAAUGGCAAUGACUCUGCAGGCUCGUCUCUAGCUUCCUCUCCACAGCAGUCAGAAGGCAGUCGCCCCCAGGAGAAGGGACAGACUACUCCAGACACUGAGGCUGCAGAUGAUGUGGGUUCAAAGAGCCAAAAUGUCAGCCUGUGCUUGGAGGACAUUAUGGAGAAGCUUCGCCAUGCCUUCCCCAGUGUGCGAAGCUCUGAUGUGACUGCCAACACACUGCUGGCCUCUUGA
Pipistrellus nathusii (Nathusius's pipistrelle) is the source of this 2874-nucleotide messenger RNA. Lineage: Eukaryota; Metazoa; Chordata; Mammalia; Chiroptera; Vespertilionidae. The record is from the annotation of a GenBank genome assembly.